UCCCCGAACACGGCAGACGAACGAUGUGAGCUGGAAAAAUAUGUGUGGCUUGCAGCGAACCGUCAGACAGCAUCGAAAAUUCGCUGCCGUCGGGUGCGUAUGUUCGAAUCAUAUCUGUUGCGGUGCGCGUUUUCCCACGAAUUGAUGUUGUAAUUGCAAAUACAUAACAUUGCCGAUUGUGUUCUCUGCAGAGCUUUGUCCUCCCUCACCCCGCGAGCAAAUUGUUGCUGUAUUUCGGCUGCUGCCAGUAGUUCUCAGUGCAAGAAGUUUAGGUUCCGGAACCGCCAUAGAAAGCAAACGCGAAACAAGUGUGGAAUGCAGCAGUAGUAGGAAAGAAAGGCGUACGAGCAAAACAAGUUUCUGGAAAGAGUGUUUUUUUCGCUGCUGGAAUUCUACACCACAAUUUCGGGGCGUGUGACAUGUCUGGGAGCGAAAAAAGAAUCGAGUGCGUGUGAAAACCCGUGGAAUUGUAUCGGGUCCAGUGGUUUUAAUUGGUGGAAGUGUUCUGUGGCAGUGAAAAGUGUUUAAAAAUCAAGUUCGAAGCUUUGGUUAGAGAAAAAUUGAGCAUAUUUUUGCGAUCGAGGAACUCAGUUCGGAGGCAGUUUCCUUUUGAUGGCGGCGACGCUGUUGACCGUUUAGUAGCUAGACAUCAGAGAAAUUGAUGAAGCUGUCCACUCUGGGAAAGAACGAGGGUUUAUCGAAAUGGAACCCAAGGCUGUAGACCUGUACGAGUUUCUCGUGGAAUCAGAACUGCAACAAUACUACAAUUCGCUGAAAAAUGACCUCAAGAUCACCACCAUUGCCCACCUCAAGUACGCUACCGACGAGGACCUGCGACAGGUAUGCGGACUCUCGCGGCCCGAGAUUCGCCGACUGCGCAAGUAUUACGAGAAGUAUUAUCCCCACGGAUAUCUGAACAAAAUCAAGCGGCUGCUGCAGGCGCCGAAGAAGGACGAAGGAAACAUCAGUAGUCCAACCUCCAAUGUAGAACCGCUGAAGACGUGCCCCUCCCCGAGCAAGAUUCCAAACAACAAACACAUCAUCCCGGCGGAUGCUAUCACCGUGAACAAGCAGCUCGGUACGGGUGAAUUCGGUAUCGUCCAGCAGGGCGUCUGGACCAAUGGAACCGAGCGUAUUCAAGUUGCGAUCAAAUGUCUCUGUCGAGAGCGGAUGCAGUCGAAUCCGAUGGAGUUUCUGAAAGAGGCUGCCAUUAUGCACUCAAUCGAACACGAAAACAUAGUUAGGUUGUACGGAGUGGUGUUGGAUACCGAGUCGCUGAUGUUGGUGACUGAGCUUGCACAUUUGAGGUCCUUGUUGGAAUGUUUGAAGGAUCCCGGUUUGAGGGUUAGCUUCCUAACGGUUCCCACGUUGUGCGAAUUUGCUGCGCAAAUUUGUAACGGUAUGUUGUAUCUAGAGAACAAACGACUGAUUCAUAGAGAUUUGGCAGCAAGAAAUAUUCUAGUAUUUAGUAAGAACAAGGUGAAAAUAUCGGACUUUGGGCUCUCGCGAGCGCUUGGAGUCGGCAAGGAUUACUAUCAGACUAAUUUUAACGUCAAUCUGAAGCUUCCAAUCGCCUGGUGCGCCCCGGAAUGUAUCAACUUUCUCCGCUUUACAAAUGCCUCGGAUGUUUGGGCGUAUGGAGUCUGCCUGUGGGAAAUUUUUUCGUACGGUUUCCAACCCUGGGCAGCCCUAACCGGACAUCAAAUUUUAGAAGCUAUCGAUGAACCUAACUAUCAACGCUUGGAAAAGCCCGAAUGUUGCCCCAAAGAGUACUACUCGCUUAUGGUCAAGUGUUGGCAACAUGAUGCCGCGAAACGGCCCAAAUUUGUAGAAAUUUAUCAACUACUGCCGGAUAUGAAACCAGAGCAGCUCAAAACUAUUGUUUCAUCCAGUGAAAUGAAGAAAGAUCAUCUGCUAUACCGACAGGGGGAAAUUAUUACCGUACUGGAUAAAAAUGCCAACGCGUCCUAUUGGAAGGGUGUGUUGAAUUCCGGCAAAACUGGUCUGUUCAACCCAGCCAACACUGUCGCCUAUUUGGAUAGUCUUCCGUCCUCGGUUAAUCGAGAUAGUUUCAGCAGAACGGCUGAGCGUACAAGUAAGCGGAAGAUACGUACGGACAUGAUUUCUCGGCCCCAGAAUGAUCUGAAACACACCGGACACGUAGGAAUCGAUGGCGCCUACUUCGGGGAUGUCGCAUUUCUGGCCAGCCCUCAAAAUCUUCCCCGUCAGAUAGUAACGCCGUACAAACCAUCGGAAGAUCUGGAGCAGACACCACUGCUCCUGCCGCCCACCCCGACGAGCCCGGAUUCGAUCCAAACCGCAAGUGGGUACUUCUCGGAGACACUGCAAACAGGUCACCAGAGUUUUGUGAAUGCCGGUGAAAAUGUUGACCGAUCCACGGUCGACAGUGGUUUGGCCAGUGCGUUUGAUUUUCGUAACAGUGGCUUUAAAGAUAGCAACCCGUUUAUUAACGCGGACGUCAAUGGGGACUCGCAUAAUCAAUUUAAGGAUACAAAAACCUCCGACAAUCAGGAAUCGCACGAGUAUCAUGAAAUCUCCGAUGACGACGUCCCUACGGAAAAGGUGUUCGAUCAUGGUACCUCUCUGCUCGACGAGAUGGAGUACAUGUUCAAGUCGAUGACAACUGCCAGCGAGCAACAGCCACCACUCUCGCCGGACGUGGAGAACACCAACAAGCGGAAUGAGCUGACCGAAUUGUCAUCCAAGCUGAACCGCAAAAACAGCUCCAGCUCGGGCACUGUCAGCACUAAAAGCGGAGGAAAAUCCAAAAAGAAAACCAGCACCGUAAAACCAAUCUCGGUGAAGGAUGAGAAACUGUUGAACCAGGCCAUCGAAAUUGCCAAUGAGAUCAGCGCAAAGUUAGUACAUAUCAAGUCAUAUUCGAGUCAACAGACUUCCAGCCCGAAGCGUAAGUUUAGCUUCCGGUUUCCACACAUUCACGGUGUGGUUGGUGGGAGCAGCGGUGGUAGUGGCGGAAGCGGUGGUAGUAGUCAUCACCAUUCUUCCGGAUCAGGAUCGGUGGGUGCCGGAGGUGGAUCUGCUAGCGGUAGCAGGGGAAGUGGCUCAGACAAGGAUCACCUGGCAUCGUCAUCCUCGGGUCACCACCACAACUCGGGCACACUGUCCAGCGCGUACCGGGAGAAACGAAACUUUUCCGAAGAAGCCAAAAAUGUGCCGGAUUUACAUCGCUACCGUUCGCUAACCGGUAUCGAGAGCUAUCGCAGCAACGAUAUCCGCAUUCCGCUGUUCGACAAAGAGAGCUCGGAUUUCUGCUUCGAAAAAAGUCGAGAGCUGUUAAGCAAACCGUUUAGCUUGGACAUAUCGACAGCGACGCUCGACAGUCGUACAUUCGACAAGAAGACGCGCGAUUUAAUUGGCGAAAAUUUGAUGGACAUUGAAAAGACAUUGAACGCGCUAAAUUUGGACUUUUUGGAAACGUAUCAGGAGCUGGAGAAGGCCGAUUCUGCCGAAACACUUCUUGGGGAUAGCUACGGCGGCGGAACACCUUACAGGAAAAGUCCACCGGCUAGCUCGUUGUUCCGGGGCUCGUCACUGGAGGGCAACUCGAAGAUCAAUUCGGUACUAAGUGAGAAGAGUGGAGGAGGAAGUGGCAGCUCGUCUGUGACGGGCAAAAGCCCACCAACUAAAAAGCAAUAUGAGAUGAAUGUAUUCUCUGAACUGAACGGUAGCGCUGGUGCUCGCACACCGAAAGCAAUCCCGAUAAGGGACUUCAAAUUUCGCCAGGCAAUCGAUCCUAGAUGUAAAAGCCGCGCGGAAUAUUACAACAUGAAAAACGAAUAUUUGACGGACUUAACACGAAAGCAACAAAGCCAAGUACUUUCGUCAUCUCUCGCUAAGACAACAAAGUCCAGCAAUCAAUCGAUAAGCAAAUUGUACCAAAUCUUCAACACCCCAAUGCAGAGUAGGAAAUUUGACGAGACCAGUCCCAUAGUCAGUAGCGCCAGUCAAAAUCGUCAGCGUUCGUUAUCGUUUACGGAGAAUUAUGAGCUCAAAUCGCCUUCAUCCAUCGAGACUCAGUUGAUGAACAUUUGUCAACCGAAGGCGAGCAAGCCGUUACAAAGUCAACCGACACCUGUGCCCCGCAAAGUUAUCACCUACAAACCGAAAAGCAUCCGAGCUAGAAAUCUUCGCCGAUUAAGCUAUAAUCCAAUCAACAUGAUUGAUAGUUCGUCUUCCAGUAGUGAGAACGAAAUGGAGCGAAACCACGCCCACUCGGAGUGUGACAUCCGGACGAAGCUGAGCACUCGACGCCGGCGUCAAUAUAUGCAGCGACGAUCGAAUAGCAAUAGCGCAAGUAGCCAGGACAAACUGUACGGCUCUAAUGCCAGCAUAAAAAGUGCCCCUCAGUAUAAUUACAACAGCGAUCGGCAGUUCUACAACUAUCGCUUUAAUUAUACCGACUACGCAGACAAUGACGACGAAGACAACAUUUACGACUUCGGACAAUCGGCUCCGCCGCCGCCACCACCAGCCAAAUAUGCGAACGAUCCGCCAACGUUUACAAACAAACCUCUCGAGCGGGAAUAUCUGUACUCGGAGUUCGAUGUGUCAAAAUUGACCGGCAAAAGUCCAACCACUCAAAGCUACUUCACCGCCCAGCAGCAGCAGCAGCAACCGCAGCCAGCCCCAAAGUCAUCCAGCGCGCUUCCCUCGCAGAUCCCAGGCUCGACGGCAGUGGCAGCGGUAACGGUUCAACCCCAACUGCAAGCACAGCCGCAGCCUGGUUUCCAGUGGCCGGAGAAGAUUCACGGUGCUGUCGUGAAGCACAAUGACAUGCUGUGGCGGCAGAAACAGCUCUACGGUGGUACACUUAAAUCCGGUGGCACCAGUGGUGGUGGGGGCAGUGCUGGCAGCGGUGGAAGCACUCUGCGCAAGAAGGACAGACAAUACUCCAGUGAGACGUCUUCCACGGAAACUGAUUCGGUUAACUUUAGGCACGAGUUUGUUCCGAUGAUGCCGCCCAGUCCGGCCCCAUGAGAAUGCAAAAAAGGUAGUAGGGUUAGAAUCGUUUGAUUGGCACAAAUGUUUGGCCAAUAUUUGGGUUAAGAGUGAAUUGGAAGGAGUAAAUUGCUGUCCUCUCUUUUUGGUUUAUCACCUAGAAUCCAGUGUCCCUUAUCCGUCCAAUGAGAGUUCAAUGUUUUGGAUUAUGAUUUAACUGUGUUAACGGAACUGUCAUUGGCAGAAUAUAAUUGAUACGCGGAAUGCCAAGGCUUCUAAUUAAUUUCGGUCAAAAUUCUGCAGCUGAACAAAACGUUCUGGUUUCUGGAAUAGAUCGAUGGAUUUGGGUAGCUUCGUAGAAGUAACUCAAGUUUUUUUAUCCCAUCUGUUUUAUCUUAUUUUAGGCUCAUUAUUAUUUGAGUUGUGACAGAGCCGAAUAUAUUCGUGUACAUUUUUAUCCUCUCAAUAACACGUUCUAAAUUACACAAUGUGGUCUCUUUCGACAUAAGAAUAUUCCUAUUAUUCCACUGUUCACAGAUGGACCGUACGAAGCGGGACAGUUGAUAUUGUUGUGUUAUUAAUAGCACCAAUAUUACUAAUUCAGCAGAGCGUGUGUAGAUGGAGAGAGGCUGGAUCACCGUUACUUGAUGAGUUUUGCGAGGAUACACACACACAUAGAUGAUCGAUUGAAAGCUGUGAGUUUUGAGCUCACGAUCGUAGUAGAAGUACGUAGUACGUGCGAACACGGAACCGGCCAGCUUACGAAUACCCUCAACUUAACUCAACUGAAGAUAGUUGAUACACGAUUAAUUCUUGUUAUCGUGAGAACAGUGGUGUAGCGUGACCCGGUGGCACCCGGGACGGAUUGCUUGGGUGUCACUCCUUCAAUCACCUCUUGUUUCCAAUAAUGUUGGUAGAAGGGGUGACUACAUCGAGUAUUCAAGUCCUCGACAGAAUCACACAAAACUUCAAUCACCCCAUCGGAAUUCGCAUAAAUUGGUUCCACAGCAUCAUAAUGAGCACUUCAUCGAGUUUGCGACAAACUUUUUAUCGAAAAACUAAUAAACAGCUCUAACAGUUCCAAAAAACGACAUACACUGUUAAAAACCAACAAAAGCAUUUUUUAACUCACAUUUGGCUGGUUCGUCACUUCGCCUCUAUUUUUAGAAGAAUGUCGGGAGUGAGAAUUGAACUCGUGACCUUUACCGUGAGAGGUACGGAUGUUACCUUUGCGCCAGAUCGCCUCCACCCAGCAAAAGAACGUUGUCCAUUUUAGUUUAAAUAAUGGUCUACAUUCGGCUUUUUUAUUUUGCUUUCUCAACAAAACUUGAACUUCUCCAUUUGUUCCUGAUAUGGAAAAAUUUCGAACGGCACUUCAUGAAAUCUAAACAAAUAUUCUACCAGCUCUAGGGAUUUCACCCUAUGGGAUGCCAAUUCAUCUACCUUGUAUCCUCGAAAAACAAGAUUUUGUUUAGUCAGGAACAAUGUUGUAUCGAAUAAUCGAUUUAACAUAUCACACCAUGUAUCGAAACCUGUCGCAAUUUUCGGAGUUUUUUGCGUUACUUGAACAUAGUUAUGUGCGGACCACCAACUGUGAUUGGACUGUGGAGGACUGUGAUUGUUCGAAACACGUUUACAUGUUAAUUUAGUUCUUUCAACUGUUCAGAAAUUCAUAGAUUUUACUAAUUUAAUAUUCCAUAUGGUGGCUUGUUACAUGGAUUGGUAUUCUACAAUCGAGAUGCAAGAAUUGAAGUGAUAAAAAAAUUCUGAUCCAAUGGACAAGUGGAUUUAAAUAAGUUAACACUAUGCCGUCCGCACGAUUCGUAAAAAUAUUCGCUUGGCGCCGGCAGCGCGUAAUUCAGACUACAUACUAGGCUUGUCGCUGGCCAUUGUUGACACUAUCAGAAAAUUUUAAGUUAAUUCUCAUAAGUUAUCAACUCUGUUCUCAUACUAUCAUGAAAUUGCGAAGAUAUACAUACGUAAAUAUUACAAAACUGCUCAUAUUUCCUCCAACAAUAUGUCCAUGCGGGUAAUCAUCGCGAAAAAUUUUCUGCUUUUCGGUCUGUUCUAUUUCAUGAAACAAAAACAUUAAAAAACACUUCUUUGUAAAACAUUUGGCCGAAUAAUUCCAAUAAAAUACAGGCAAACAUUUUUUUUGUGCGGUUUUUAUUUGCACGAAUUUUCUUUGUGUGAUUUUCUGUUCUUGUGCGGUUUUUUGUACGAUUUUAUUUUGUGCGCUAUAUGAAAAGAAGUAUAUUUGACAUAUUUAGGGCAUACAGUAGAACCCCGAUUAUCCGCGGAAUAGUCUGGCUAGCUCACCGCGAAUAAAAAAAAAAUUGCGGAUAACGCAAUAAAGGACUAAAAAUGAGUUCCAAUCACGAAAAAACCAUAUUUCAGUAUGAAAACUAUGUUUAUCAAUACAGAAAUCAUUAAACUAUCCAUCUAGAAGGUCGUGUACACUGGUGGCCAGAUAAUGUGAAAGCCAUGACCAAAACAAAAGUGCAUGAUCCUAUCACUCACUGACAAAUUCUGGGAAGGCUUAUGGAUUUACUAUGGAACUCGCUAUCGCGGAUAAUCGGGGUUUCACUGUAUUUAGUAUUUUUUCGAUGUUUUAAAUGCAUUUCAGUGCGAAUAAAGCAUCUUUGCGUCUAAAUUAUCCACUUCUCAAAUCAUUCCCAUCCUUCUAUCAAAUGCUCUAAGUUGCGCAUGACAUGAUUUCUAAUAGCGGCAAGUUUCGACAUGCAACUAAAAGCAAAACGCAGCCACGCGCAACCGAAAAGGCAAAUUGUCCCAUAGCAAAACAGGGAAACAAAAGGAAAUCGAACGGUGAACGGCGUGGAUUUGAGUUAUUUUCUUGGGGAAACGUUUUUCAUGCGGUCCCUAUCUACCGCACAAUUUUUUUUUUCAAAUUGUGUGCCGAACACGAUUUUUUAAAGCUACUGGUGAUGUUUUGUACGAUUUUUUAUGCGAUUUUUUGUGCGGUCCCUAUCCCCCGCACGAAACACGUUUUGCCUGUAUAUUGAAUUGCAAGAAAUUUUAUUUAAGUUUGGAGAAACAUGAGUUUCGAAAUAUAUAAUUGAAGUUCUUCUUAACAUGUCCGUAUUCCCCCAUCUUCCCUACUUAUAGAAACAUAACACCAAUUGUAAGUGUAAGUGUGUACGUUAUUGUUACCUUAAUGAAAAAUCAUACUAAAGUGCUGUCGCCAGCCACUGAGCGAUACUAUACGCAUGUAACACCUGUGGUGUCGUCGGAAGUGAACCGCUAAUUCGCGUACGUAACCACCAUGGUGUCGUCGGAUGGCAAAGUCUUUAGCGUACCUACGUCCAAAAUCCCGCCAUGGAAAAGUCCACGCAAAAAAAAUAGCCUUGAGUUUUUUUUUUAUUUUGGAUGGAGAAAGGCUGCUGAAUUGAGUAACGUUCCUUCACUAACUGGAGAGUAACGGUUGAGAUUUCAUGAAGUGCCUUUUGCAAUCUUUCGACAACGCUCCAACUGUACACACCGCUACGCACAGUCGACUAAGGCCUACCUGCAUGAGUUAACCAUCUUGCGACGAAAUGUCAGAAAAGGCACCAGAGUGAAUAAAAACAGUAUAGAAAGGAGAAAAUAGAUAAACAAAAGGCAAACGGAUGAAUUGAGUUGGAUAGUUUUUGAAAGU
Messenger RNA from Toxorhynchites rutilus septentrionalis, 8635 nucleotides. It is a transcript of the gene Ack-like, whose product is annotated as activated Cdc42 kinase-like. The transcript is spliced from 8 exons. NCBI's taxonomy places the organism in Eukaryota, Metazoa, Arthropoda, Insecta, Diptera, Culicidae. Gene Ontology annotation, biological process: protein phosphorylation. Gene Ontology annotation, molecular function: protein binding; protein tyrosine kinase activity; ATP binding. The record is from RefSeq and is a predicted model, not a curated record. The coding region runs from base 703 to 5019 and encodes 1438 amino acids.